Molecule: messenger RNA, 987 nt
Organism: Auanema sp. JU1783
Lineage: Eukaryota; Metazoa; Nematoda; Chromadorea; Rhabditida; Rhabditidae
Source: the annotation of a GenBank genome assembly
AUGUCAGAAGGUUUUGUAAACCUAUUCUCGGAUGAAAAUGAAUCAAAAUCGUUCUGGGAUCCAAAUUUACAUUUUCCACAACUCAGUGAAAAAUUCGAUGAAGAUUUCCAAAAUCUUAAUUUCGAUUAUGAUGGAGCUGCCAAGUUAGGUGGAGCUCUUGAUGAAGACAACGACAUAGCUAGAGAAAGUAAAUUCGAUGGAUCAGAAGAUAAAAGUUCUUCAUAUUGGAAAUCUGCGCGCUAUGAAUACGGAAUCAAUUAUAACAUUAUGACAAAGGAACCGAUUUAUGUAGAUAGAAAUCCUCCUGCCAAGGUUGAAGGGGUUGAAAUGGCUGAGUAUUGUAGAAAACUGUAUGAAUGCAAAGCUGAUCAGGAUUCUCUUCUAGCUGCUCCCGAAGUCGAACAUUUGGUGUAUGGAGAGAAGUGGAACGGAACCUUAUCAGAAUAUGAUUGGUGCUUACAAACAAACGCUGACGGCUUGGAUCAAUUGACAAUAUUAGACUUGCAAUCAGCUAUAUGCGCCUCACUCAACUCUAAACAAACCCUGGUUUGGGUUAUAGGGAUUGAAUCUACACGAUUAAUUAGAGGAGUCCCUAUGGAUAGAAAACAACGAGACUCUUUUCGACAAAGCUGCGACUUCGCUCUUUCGAAUGAGUUCUUACCUGCUCUCAAUCCGACACUUGUAUCAUUGCGUUUUUUACCAGUUGUAAAUGCCAGAGAAGAAGAAUUGUACGUAAUUGAAAUCACUGUACCUCAAACUGUGGACACUAUUUAUCAACUCUCACAUGGACGUAUAUUUUGCGUAGAAGAUGGGCGCCCGAAAUUAUUUGAAACGUUUAAUGAUGCUUAUCAAGUAUUGCUGAGUAACUCGGAGACCAAAUAUACCUGUCCAUAUCAUCCAAAAAGGAGUUCCACCUCACCGUUCUAUUUGGGCGUUUUUGCUGGUGUCAUCCUGAGUGUUCUUAUUAUUGGAGCUUACACUCGUUAA